Anthonomus grandis grandis is the source of this 4584-nucleotide messenger RNA. RefSeq names its product guanine nucleotide-binding protein G(o) subunit alpha (gene Galphao). Lineage: Eukaryota; Metazoa; Arthropoda; Insecta; Coleoptera; Curculionidae. Gene Ontology annotation, biological process: adenylate cyclase-modulating G protein-coupled receptor signaling pathway. The transcript is spliced from 9 exons. Gene Ontology annotation, molecular function: G-protein beta/gamma-subunit complex binding; GTPase activity; G protein-coupled receptor binding. The record is from RefSeq and is a predicted model, not a curated record. The coding region runs from base 605 to 1675 and encodes 356 amino acids. Gene Ontology annotation, cellular component: heterotrimeric G-protein complex.
CAAGAGACCAAGGGAGGGGCCCGGGGACCCCUUCGCACGUAUACUAACGUGUGUGUGUCAGUGGCAAGAAAAAGAUACCAUUUCGACAUUGUAUCGGUUGGCGAGUUGCCGUAUAACCAACAAACGCCGGGUUUUCGUGUCUUUUUAUUUUUUUUCCGGAAAAAUCGGGUGGUUGAGGGCGAUAUUAGUGCCUCCCCGUUCCGUACGCGGAUCCGCCAUUUUCGGAUGUGGGCAAAUUAAUUAUUGCCUGUUUCCCGUCACCGAAUUAAAAAAAGGUUGUUGAAUGUUUGGUAGUCCACCAGAAACGAAAAAUCUGCAACACUCUGUGAUGUUAUUCAACAUAAGGCAAAAACAAAACUAAAAUAGAAAACCAGAAAAUUAUCAACAUAUCUUUCAAGAGACUUCUCUAUUUAUACAACUGAAAUUUAUUUAUAUCUACUAAACAAAGAAAAACUAUUUUCUAAAAAGGUCAAUACAAACUAAAGAUAGUCUGAUAUAUAAAAAUAGUCGCGUACGGCUUCUUCUUUAUUGGAAGAGGUCUGGGUUUUUCUUUGUAACGAGUUCCUUAAAAACCGCCACAACGUCGUGCAUCGAGGAUUGCGCCAUGGGGUGCACCGUUUCGGCAGAGGAGAGGGCGGCCAUCGCCAGGACCAAACAAAUUGAUCAGACGCUUAAAGAGGAGAGCCAGAGAUCUAAGAGAGAUGUCAAGUUACUUCUGUUAGGGGCUGGCGAGUCAGGAAAGAGCACCAUAGUAAAACAAAUGAAAAUUAUUCACGAGAGCGGUUUUACACCAGAAGACUUCAAACAAUAUAGGCCAGUAGUCUACAGUAACACUAUUCAAUCGCUAGUGGCCAUCUUGCGGGCGAUGCCAAAUCUCGGGAUACAAUAUGGCAACAAUGAGCGGGAGGCAAGUCUUGACGGUAAAAUGGUCUUCGACGUGAUCCAAAGAAUGGAAGACACCGAACCCUUCUCAGAAGAACUUUUGGCUGCCAUGAAAAGACUGUGGGCGGACUCGGGGGUGCAGGAAUGUUUCGGACGGUCGAACGAGUACCAGCUCAAUGACUCGGCCAAAUAUUUCUUAGACGAUCUAGAUAGACUAGGUGCAAAGGACUACCAACCCACGGAACAAGAUAUCCUCAGAACACGUGUAAAAACCACUGGUAUUGUUGAAGUACAUUUCUCAUUCAAAAAUCUCAAUUUUAAAUUAUUCGAUGUUGGAGGUCAAAGAUCGGAAAGGAAAAAAUGGAUUCACUGUUUCGAAGAUGUAACGGCGAUCAUUUUCUGCGUAGCAAUGAGCGAAUAUGAUCAAGUCUUACAUGAAGAUGAAACGACGAAUCGGAUGCAGGAGAGUCUGAAACUGUUUGACUCGAUUUGUAACAACAAAUGGUUCACGGACACUUCCAUAAUUCUGUUCCUGAACAAAAAAGACUUGUUUGAAGAGAAAAUUAGGAAAUCACCACUUACGAUAUGCUUCCCUGAAUAUACUGGAGCCCAAGAAUAUGGCGAAGCAGCGGCGUACAUCCAAGCCCAGUUCGAAGCAAAAAACAAGUCGACAACCAAAGAGAUCUACUGCCACAUGACGUGCGCCACAGACACGCACAACAUCCAGUUCGUCUUUGAUGCAGUCACCGACGUCAUAAUCGCUAACAACUUGCGCAACUGUGGCCUGUAUUAAGCCCCCAUAAUCAGGAGCUAAAGGGAUAAAUUCUAACUAUUAUUAAGUUAAGAACGUUGUUGCCGGUCACAAAAGAGCGCGUGCUCGAUGGGUGGAUGUUUGUAUUUUUAUUUUUGUUUUCGUUUUCUUUUUUUUGGUAUUUGUUUUGUCUUUGAGGCCGUGUAAGUAGGUACGGAUAUUUGGAAGUAGCUACUGUAGAAAAUACGCUUACUACAGUAUGUAAGGAUAUUUCUAAAAAGUGAAGUUGCAUAAGGAUUUUUGUUGGUUAAAAUAAGAUGAUAAAAAUUCGUUGGGCGAUCAAUUUUUUAUGGCAGUCGAUGUUUCGACUUAUAAGGAGAUUACCUUCGGGAAAUAAAGUGAACUACACUUAAAAUAUUUCCAAAAUAGUUACAAUGUUAAAAUAGUUUGUUUGAAUUAACAAACUAAAAAACAAUAUAUAACACUGAUUGCGUACACACACAGUAAGUAUAGUAACAUACGUUUUUUCAUUAAUAUUUUCUAGUAUGAAAAUCAUUUGUUUUUUGGAAAGAAUUAACUUAGAGAUUAAAAAUCAAAAUUCUCUUGAAAUAUAUCUGGUAUUAUCCUUUAAAAAAAUUAAAAAGAACUUAAGCGCCCCAUGACUAGCUGACAAGUGAACAACAAUAAACAUUUGAUUAAUCAAAGGUUUUUUCUCAAUCUAAUAAUAAUAAAAUCCUUGUAUGAAUAUUUUUAUGUUGGUACUUGGACUUUAGUAAUUGUAUUUUGCAGUCUAAAGUACUUUAAAUAUUUAUUUUAAUAUAAUGAAUUUAUCAUAAAAACUCUAUGUAUCCAUUCCUUAUAUGCCAAGUAUGUACCUACUUCGAUUGAGUGACUACUGUAAUUACAAAAUCACUACUUGCACUGCCUAAAUUUUGACAUAUUUUAGUCUGUGUUAAAAUGGACAAUUUUUGGUUAGUUUUUUGGAUUAAUAUCCAAACCGAGUAAGAGCAGUGAAUAAAUGUGAAUUAAUUUUUAAACUAUUUAAAAAAACCUUUAUGUUAGUUUUUUUUUUGUUAUUUUGGGCAGUGAAACGUGGAGAAGCAAAAAUAUUUUAAAAAAUUAAAGUAAAUUAAAAGUAUCCGGUAGUUUUUUCGUUCUAGUAAAGUAUUUAGUAUAAUGUGGUGUGAGUGUGUAUACAAUUAUACAGGGUAUAGUCAGAAAACCAGCAAAAAAACAUUUAGAACUACAAAGAAGAUUAUACGUGCUUCCUUAUUGUCUCACUUAAUGUGUUCGAAAUCAACUUUUUUUUUUCACAUUUUACUGCCCCAAUUAUAAACCUACAUGAACAAUAUUUUAAUAUCGCUUUAAAUCACCCCUAAAACGUUAAUUUUCUAAUCUACCGCACUUUUGCUUCGAGCGUAAAACGCACAUGAGCUAAACCAGGUCUUUGUACAAAAAGAAAAUAAUUGUGCACAAAAUUUUCAGUAUUGAUUGAUUCUGUUAACUUUUUUUUAUGUGUUUUUUGUUUUGUGAAUAUUUUGUACAAAAAGUGUCUUUGUGCCAUUCGCAAGGAGGUUGCAUUUAUAUAUUAUGUAUUUCUUUUUUUGUAAAUUAUUAUAUUUUUAUUUAGGAUAAGUUGAUAAAUAAAUGUUAUAUUUCUUUUUUUUUUCUCACGUUUAUGAUAAUUCUGUUUUUUAUAGUUUAGUCUAAAAAGUUUCUAUGAGGAAAAAAGUUGGUUAAAUUGGAUUUUUUGUCAAAUGAGAGCGCACAUGCGAUUUGUACCAUGACAAAAAUGCGCUAAGCCCUUGUUAAAUUCAAAUACUUGAAAAUUAUUAUGCUACCUACUUGUAUUUAUUGGCUUUACUUUAAGAUGGCAAACCGACGCCGCCAAUUUUUUUCCAAUGAUUUGUGUGGACCCAAUAAGAUAAUUUUAAGCUCAAAAAGUAGUGAAGGGUUCGAAAGUUUCGUUGGAAACCAACCAGAAGCUCAUUUAGUACCAUCAAAAACACUUUUUUUUCACAAUAAGAUACUUUUUAUAGACCUCUCAACUUUAUCGAUUUGUAGAUGAAAUACGUACUUUUGGUUAGUUUCUUACAAGCAGGCCCCCAAAAAAAAUAUUUUUUUGCUUAACCCAGAAGAAUUUUCUCAAUAAUGAAGAAAGUGUUCUGUACGUCAUAAGUACCUAAGUUCUUGGAACAUUUCCCCUAAAAUGAUGUUGCAAAAUAUAUACCUAAUGUAAGUGUACAUAAAAAACUAUAUGGCGCUUAAAAUUAUUAAUAAUAAAAGUAGCUUUCAGUCAUUUAUGUAGAUCGUACCUAGUAAGAAAAUAUUCAUUUUAAGCAAGGAAAAAAAACCGCAUUUGCAUUGUUAUAUUUAUUAUAUGAUAAUAUUAAGAACCAACUACAUUAGCAGCGAUUUUGGUAUGUAAAUGGACAUUCUUUUUACAUAUUAUUAUAUCAAUCGCUGUGUGAUUUUAAAACGUGCAUUUUAUGUAAAACAUUCCUAAAUAAUAAAAAAAAAACAAAAUGUAUUUCUCAGUUUUAUAUAAUCGCUCUGUAUAUUUGUGCAGUAUUGCCAUUUGAAUUAUUAUCACCUUAGAGGUUUUAUUUAAAACAAAAAAAUAUAAUUACGCGACCUCAAUAAUUCGAUGACUUUUUAAAGUGUCAUAAACAAUCAUAAUAUUCAUUUUCUAGCUAGGGAAAUUAGUAUAUCAUGUGGUGUUGCAAUUUUUUGACGACUUCAGUCAGAAAAAUGCGACAUAGCCAUCGUUUGUUGUGUAUAAAAAAAACUAAAUUAAAAAAAAUGUUAAGUAACUUAAUGUUGGGUAGAAGUCGAGUCAUGAUUUAUUUCUUUUUUUUUUGUUUAAUCUAGUCAAGUUUUGUUUAUUUAAUUUACACGCCACAACUUUUUUUUGUAAAUUAUUUCGAAAUAAAUCUACUGUAAUAAUAUUA